Lasiosphaeria miniovina is the source of this 2638-nucleotide messenger RNA. RefSeq lists its product as uncharacterized. The record is from RefSeq and is a predicted model, not a curated record. Lineage: Eukaryota; Fungi; Ascomycota; Sordariomycetes; Sordariales; Lasiosphaeriaceae. Bases 407 to 2638 code for a protein of 743 amino acids. The transcript has 2 exons.
UUGAUUCAUGGAACCGGACGGAGCAGAGCACGGGGGGAUUGGGUGACAGCAGCUCCAGUGUAAGGCAGGCUCCCAGCCACGGUUCCCCCCUCCUCCCCCGCGCCCCGAGCAUGCAAGCCCCAAGACACCUAGGUAGUAGGUAUAUACCUCAGGUAGGUUAUUAGCCUGCCUGCCUGGCUACCUACCACUGAGCUCAAGGCCAUGGGCACAAAGCCAGCGCCACAGCUUCGGCAACCUGGGAGCUCGUCAAAUCCGACUCACUCAACCUCACCCCCCUCACCUCCCUUUUCAACCCUACCCCAUUUCCGCUCUCAUGUCUUUCUCUCUCUCUCUCUCUCUCUCUCUCUCUCUCUCUCUCUCUCUCUCUCUCUGUCUCUCUCCGCCUUAGCCUUGAGUGCAUGCGUGGAUGCAUGCCAUCUCUCAACCUCUCAUGAACAGAUCCGCCAUGCCAAUCCUCCCUCGCAAAUUCGACUGGGACAAGGAAAUCGAGCAGACAGCGGCCAAAGACAGCUUCAUCAUCUGCCGCCCAGAUGAGUUUCCCCUCUCGCAGGUGCAGGCCGUAGCCGAGCGUGUCCUCCACCCGGAGCCGUCGACCUUCUUCAGCCGCAAGCCCGUGCCGCGCUGUUCCGCGGCCGGCAACGAGAUCCUCAUCGACGAGCUCAAGGGUCUGGCGGGCGUGUUCUACGUCGAGGAGGCCGCCAUUGUCGGCUGCCUGCACCUGUUCACCUGGGAGGUGGCGCGCUGGCACCUCUGGAAGAGGAUCCGGCCCGACUUGGCGACGGCCAACGAGGACUCCUUCACCUCGCGCAUCUCGGUCUACCUUCAGUGCAUCGUCGUGGCGCAAAAGGCCGACGCGGUGCUGGUCCACGACGGCGAGGCGCUGGCGGCGCGACAGCUGCUCCGCAUCCUCCACCACGGAAAGAUAAACGAGUUCCCCUCGGUCCUGGAGCUGCUUGCCACCGUCACCGACACCAGCUGCGAGGAGCUGCUGCCCUUUGACUUCCUCGCCGAGGUGCUGCGGCGGGCCAAGUCCCAGCGAUGGGCCGACGCACAUAGCCUGGUAGACGGGCUGCAGGGCCUGUCUCGACGGGCCGACCUCCCGCACGACGUCCGCAGCUGGCUCCCAGACCUCUUUUCGCACCACUACGCCAUGUGGGCGUCGUGGCAGCCCGACGUCGCGCGCAUCCGGGCCUGGAAGGCCGGCACGACGCCCGCGCAGCGAGCCCGGCUCGCGCCCGUCCUGGAGCUCGAGGGCCCCGACACGACGCCCCAGCAGCGCAGCACGCUCCGGCACUCGAGCUGUGGAGCCUUCCCCGACGCCCGCUCGCACGGCACGCACGACAACGGCAGAGACAUCCUCGACGGGCUGCUCGACCUGCUCGACGGCGCCGUGCGCAUCGGCCCCAACGCCGUCGACCUCUUCAUCCACCUCGCCCUCGCCACCACAGCCACCACAGCCACCACAACCCUCACCGCCGCCUCCACGCACACGCACGCACUGACCUGGCAUCCCCUGCACCAGCUCUCCGCCGCCUUUUCCCCGCCCCCGCCGGGAGUGGACGACGCCGACUCAGUGCCCGGCACGCUGCUCUCGUUCCUGCGCUCGCUGCAGCACCCGCCAGUGUCGAUGCACCAGCGCAUGGCCGCGCUGACGGCGGUGCUGCCGGUCCUCACCUCAUCGACACCCUUGCAGGCGCUCUUUGGCGACGCCCACGACAUCUCCGUCCGAGCGCCGCGCGCCCUCUCGGACGCGCAACGGCACUUCUGCUGCCUGCUCUCACAGCAACAGCAACGAUGCGGCCCCGGCGGCGCGGCGCUUCCCUUGGGCCUCGCGGUGCGCGCGCUCGGCGGCGCCAUGCUCAGCUCAAACUGGAUGCUCGGGCGGUGGAAGCCGGCCUUCGUGCACAUGCUCGGCGCGCUGCCGUGCGAGGGCGAGAUCCGCGCCCGUUUCCGGGCCACUACCACCGUCACCGCCGAGCACCGCCAGGCCCACUUGGACUACCUCGCCGUGACCCUCGGGGCCAGCGAGAUACUAGCCGCCGCCGGCGGGCAGGUGGUGAUGAUGACGACGCCGGCGGUGGUGGUGGUGGUGAUCGAGGACGAGGUGUGGCGGGCCGAGCUGGACGCCGAUCGCCACGCGCUGCGCAAGACGCUGCAGGGGCUGCGGGGCGUCGACUGGCAGCUGGCGACGAGGUGUCUCUUGGCGGCGGCAGGGGACGACGACGACGACACCUUUGUCAGGGGCGUGACGGGGUACAUCGUCGGCGGCUCCGACCAGACGUGCGUGAACAUGGCGCGGUUCUUGGCGCCGCGGGUCGUGGGACCGGGGGGCGACCGUUUGCCGGCGCGGAGCGGGAGGAGGAGGAAGAGGGAAUGCUGGGUCGAGCUGUGUUUGUGGAUGAUGCGGAGGCGGCCGAGGGGCAUGCUGGAGCGGCUGGGGGCGGACUUGUCCGUCGAGAGCUGGAACGAGUGGGUGGGCUGUCUGCGGGUUCUGUUUGGGGACGGUCAUCUAGGCGACAAGGGCGCGCUGGGCUUCACGGCCGAGAGGAUGAGGCAGAUCACCAUCUGGAAGAUGAGCAGACGGGGCGUCGGGAGGGUGCACAGCGCGAGCUCGAGGUCGACGCUCAGUGAUUAUUGA